Episyrphus balteatus (marmalade hoverfly) is the source of this 5530-nucleotide messenger RNA. RefSeq lists its product as uncharacterized. The coding region runs from base 220 to 5388 and encodes 1722 amino acids. NCBI's taxonomy places the organism in Eukaryota, Metazoa, Arthropoda, Insecta, Diptera, Syrphidae. The record is from RefSeq and is a predicted model, not a curated record. Gene Ontology annotation, molecular function: zinc ion binding. The transcript is spliced from 10 exons.
UUGUCAAGUAUACUUGUUGUGUGCAAACUGCAAAAUACAAAAUAUAAAUUUACCGUUUGUUUUUAGCUUGAUGGAUUAGUGCGGUUUUCGUCGUAUUGCAAAUUAUUGAUAAGAACUUGAAAAUCCUAUUGAUUUCAAUUAUUCUAUUAAACAUUAUUUUUCGAAAUUCAAGUUAAAUUAUUGAGUGAAAUAACUGCACAUGUAGUGAAACCAAAAACAAUGUUACCCACAAGUAAUACCCAGGCAAAACUCUUCGAUAAGAAGUUUGUUGCCUUGACUUUGAGAGAUGUUAGACGAUGUGAAAAAUGCAAGCGAGGAUAUGAUACAAAAUAUCGAAUUUCUCCAGAUAACAAGCCAAACAGUAGUCGGCCCGUACUUUUAAAUUGUGGUCAUAACAUUUGUGAAAACUGCAUUUACCAAAAUCGCCAUAACCUCCAAUGUGCUGUUUGUCUUAUCCCCAUCGAACUUGAACACACACGAUGGCUAAAAAAAAGUUACGAUCUAAAUUUUUGCCUCCUCGGUCAAUUGGCAAAUUCAAUAUCAUUUCUAUCAUCUGAACCAGUUGGCCCACCUAUUGCCGCAGGUAUGCUAGCCUCGGAAUCGUUUGUACAAAAAUGCAGUGAAUGCGAACAAGCUCCUGCAGUUGGAAUUUGUAUGAAUUGCAAAGUUGAUUUCUGCAAACGAUGCUUUACUUGUGUCCAUCAAAAUAGUAAAGUUCUAAAAAAGCACAAGCUCUCAGAGUUUGAAAUGCAAACAUUACAGUUACGCAUGCCAAAAGAAAGAUUUUGCAAAACGCACAAAAGAAUUUGUGAUAAAUUUUGCAUAAAUUGUCAAAAAUUAUAUUGCAAUCAGUGUAUUCGAAUAACACACAGUUCACAUCAUGUCAAUAAUUUAAAUAUAGAGAAUGCCCAACACAAUGAUAAAAUCAUCAGUUUUUUGGAGACAAUGAAACAGACACGUGAAAACAUAAGAAAGGCACAAAAGGACGUUCGUAUAUGUGAAAAUCGCCUGGAAGACUACGCUUCUGGAAUAACCUUAGAAAUAAAUGACUACUUUUUAGACUUGCACAAUCAUCUACAAAUUGAAGAACGAAGAAUUCUUGAAGAAUUCAAAUUACUAGCUCGACCAUCACAAAAGGCAAUUCAUGAAGCAUGUGCAAAACUUUCUGAUAGCCAAAUAACUUUGAAUAAUAUGAGAGCAACCUUGGAAGGAUUUCUUCAAAAACCACCUCAUCAUGUGCACAUAAAUGCUGUAAUUGAAACUGCUACAACACAAUUGGAACAGAUGCCCUGUCAGAUACAAAUAUCUGAAAUGAAAAAUAAACCAUUUAUAUUUAAAAAGAUCAAAGACGUUCGCAAAGAAAUAACCAACUCAUACAAAGUGGUCGGAAACGAUCCAAAAAUUCGCAUUAGAAUCUCUCCAAUGUAUGGCGACGAAGCUCAAUCCUUUGAAAUCAGUUCAGAUACCAUUCUAAGCCCAGAACAAAAUAUAUCAUGCAUUGACUACACCAUUGAAGCCCCACGUCAAGCAUCAGUUUCAUCAUCGUCCACUAUUGCUGUCGGCAAGAGUAAACGUGAUGGUCGUGUCACGCACAUUAUAAAUCCUGUAAAAUUUUACAUCCAAAACGAAGAUGCUAUUAAAGACAUUCGUAAAAGAUUGGCUGAUAUCGAUGGACAUACCUGCCAUGUUGCAUCGGUUAAAAUCAAUGAAAUGUAUGCUGUCUGCCAGCCCAAUACAAUGCUAUGGCAUCGUGGUAUUGUCCGAGAAGAAUUGAAAACACCUAAAACUACCAUAGACAUCGAAAAUAUAAAAUACAAAAUUUUUCUAUUGGAUUAUGGAGUCUUUGAAGAUCAUCCCAAACAACUGCUUCGUAUAAUUCCUGAGCAAUUGAGAGCAAUUCCAGCUGCAUCUGUUGCUUGUAGACUUGUAGAUAUUGCCCCAGCAGGCGAGGAAUGGCCUAAGGAAGCACGUGAAUUGAUGGAGGAGAUUAUUCAAAAUAAACCAGUUCAAGUGAGCAUUCAAGACACAACAAAAACUCCUUGGAGCGUUGAAAUAAUGGUUUCAAAUUCUGGUGGACCAAUCUCUUUGCGUGAUGCACUUUUAUAUACCGGACUUGGAAUCGAUACAUCUGUAUCAUCUUCCCAAAAGAAUCAUAAAUUUUAUGGAACAAGACCGACUCAACUUUCUAAAAUGAAACAAAGUCUUAUGAGACCAUUGCAUAUUCCUGGUGAAAUAUUUCGUGUUAAUGUUACUCAUAUUGAGAAUCCUCAACGAUUUUUUGCAAUCAAGUUUGCUCAUUUAGACGAACUAAAUAAGUUAGAAUCUGAAAUGGAUAUUGAAUAUUCGAAUGGCAAUCAAAACCAUUUAAUUUAUUAUUCUCAACUUCAUAUGUGCUGUGCACUUUAUGUUGAAGACAAAUGGUAUCGUGGAUGCAUCGAAGAGAUAAAUGGUCCAAAUGAUAUCCGGGUACGACUAGUUGAUGACGGUCGCUCAGUUACAGUAAAUUGGCGUCAGUUACACAUUUUAAAGGAAAAAUUCCUAACUUUGAGAGAAAUAUCAAUUGAGUGUUCUCUAGCCGAUGUCCAACCAUUGCAAGAAAACAACUACGAAUGGACAGAAACUGCUGUUGCCGAAUUCCUUCGAAUGACAUCCAAUCCAAACAUUCAAAUGACCAUCUCAUCAAGCAACCAAUUUCGCUACCAAGUACUUUUGAAUAUUGUCAAAAAACACUUGGAUAUCAACAUUGGUGCUAUGAUGGUCAAAUUCAAACAUUGCUUAUCCACAGGAGAUGGUUCGACCAUUACGGAAAACAUUCGAGGUUCUCCAGUAGAUCAAAUUUUAAUUACUGAUGACCAAUUUAAACCAAUUCCACCUGUAAAUCUCCCACCAAAUAGAACACUAAAAAGAACACCCAUUCAAGUGAUUCAUAUAAAUAAUCCCGGCGAUUUUUAUAUUCACUUGGUAGAUCAUAUUCCAGGAAUUUUGAAAUUCCAAGAACAACUUCAAAUCGCACAAGAGAAUCGUCUGGCAAAUGAAACUAUAUCGGAAGACUGUAAUUGGACAUUAAACCAGCACUGUCUGGUAUUGACUAGUAUCAAUGAAAGCGCUUCGGAUCAAUGGUUCCGUGGAAUCAUCAAGAACAUUGAUGAAAAUGAACCUGAAACUCCUUAUUCUGUGUUCCUUAGAGAUCAUGGUGUAGUUGUUAGAGAUGUUCAAAAACGACAACUUUCCCCAAUCGACCCUGUUUUCGAUAGAGUCACAAAUGGGGCCACUCUGUGCCACCUGGCAUGUGUCCAUCCAACUGGAGGAGUAAAAACCUGGUCACAUUCUGCUAUCGAUGAAUUUCGUCAUAACAUUAGCCAUUUUGAGUCAAUUGGAGGCACUAUUCAAGGACCAACCAAGAACUCUUCCAUUCCAGUUGUACUCUGGGGCAUGCUGACUGAAACCAAUGAUGCUCUGGGUCCUUGCACUCCCAAAUACACCAACAUAAAUAAAAUGCUUGUCAGUGCUGGUCUGGCUCACUUGACCGAAAAAAUAGACAUCACCCGACAAUUGGAUCAGUUUGUACAGGAAGAAAUCAAACAGGGCCAACAAACACUCCAAGACUGGUAUCAGAAUUUCAAAAAGACCCUAGAAGAGUUGCCAGCUUAUUCGGAGGAAUUUGACGAUGCCGAAUUGGAGAAAUCAAAUAUUUCCAACUAUGAAAUCUGUGAUUUAGUUGGAAACACCGAAGUUGUGACUGAAUGGCUUCCAGCUGAGCCAAUUGAAAAGACUGUAUUCACAGGCUAUCCAACUUAUGUUGACUAUGAUGCAAUUGUGUAUUUGCAUGAUGCCGAAAAGCACAGCCUAAUUAAUGGAAUGCGUAAGAAAAUCAAUGAAGAACUUGAUUUGGGUCCAGCUAAGACAACGGACGAGAAUGAUUGGUCUCCUGGUCAGCCGUGUUUGGCACGAUAUCAUUUAGAUCGUUGUUUGUAUCGUGCUGUUAUAUUUCGUGCCCUGCCAAACAAGAAGUUUGAUGUUCGAUUUGUUGACUAUGGCAACGUCGAAACCUGUGAAUUAAUUGACUUAUACCGAAUGACUGCAUUUCCUAAUAUUCCAAUUCAAGCUGUUCGGUUUUCCAUAGAAGGAAUUCGUCCCAGAGGGGGACAAACAGUAUUUAACACUACAACUUUGGAUCUUAUUCAUGGGGUUAUUGUGGAUAAGAUGUGUGCUAUUCGAGUUUCAAAUGGGGAACAAAACAAAGAAGUCAAACAAUGCAGUAUUCGAUUUGAUCGCACUGAUUUGGCAACAUAUUUGAUUCAAAAUGGAUUUGCCAGUGGAUUUGGAACCAAAACCAAUUUGCUAAAGAAAUCGAAUAAAUUGCAGCCCUUGGAAAUGUCUGCGAGUCAUGAUGAUAGUAAUAAUUCCGAAGAUGAGCUCAGAGAAUUUAUGAAACAUCAAAUUUGCGAUCCUCUUGGUCCAGAACCAGCUCAGGGUGAAGAUGAAAAGACCAACAAAACUAAGGGAAUGUUCCAACUAGACGAGUACAAUAGAAUGUUUGCAAAGAUGCAAAACGAAAGACUCUAUCAGUCCUUGGUUGAUGACGAUGGCUCAGAAAUAACCGAACCAGGGGACGAUGAUAAUGUUGAAGAAGACGAUGUCCUUGAACUUGAGUUCAGUUUUAGAUCAAACUAUUGGCAUGGGGAUGAUAAUCUUGAUGGAGCUCCUCCACCAGCUCCACGUUCUGUAGCAGGAUCGAAUUUUGAUGAUUUCGAUCCAUGUGAUUCGUCGUCACUAUUGUCCAACUUUAGUGGAAUUGAAGUAUUCAAACCUCCUCAUCUGCCAACGAGUGUAAAAUCUUUCUACUGUGAGGUUGCUUAUGUUCGAUCACCUACAAUUGUUCAUAUAUUUCCUCAUCUUUCCGAAUUGGAAUAUCGACAAUUGGAACUAGCUAGACGAAUUAAAUCAUUGGCUUCAAAAGCACCAACAUUUGAAUCGUUCGAAUUGAAAACACCUUGUUUGGCACGUUAUUCGAACGAUAAAAACUGGUAUCGUGCUAUAAUUCGUUCUCAUAACGCCUCCUUGCAUUUGGUCAAGGUAUUUUAUGUUGAUUUCCUAAACAGCGAGCAAGUCAAGGAAGAAUAUGUUCGUAGAUGCCCACAUGAUUUGUUAACAUGGCCAUUACGCACAUUUGAAAUGAAACUCUAUGGUGUCAAACCUAAUCCAAGAUUAAGGGAGAAAGAUGUUAAGCAAGCGGUUAAAAAAUGUUUAACCGGCCGCAAAUUGUAUGCCAAAAUUGUUAUGGAGCGGGGAAAAAUUCCCGAAAUUUGUUUGUUUAAAUCCAGGACCGAAAAAGACGCUCCGCUAUAUGAAGAUCUCAUCGUACAAAAAUAUUUUUGUAAAGAUUAAUGUUAAUUUUUUUAUAUAUUUUUUUGGAUUCAUAUUAUGUAUGUAUGAAUGUACUCUAUGGACUUUGAAUUUAUGUUUAUUUUUUUAAUUUUUUGUUUCUUUUUCUAUCGAAUAAAUAUUUUAGUUUUCUAUUAUUUAAUAA